AUGUUUUCUUUGAAGACUGCAGCAAACAAGAUUGCUCUUCCUGCUACUCGUAUUGCCUCUCGUAGAUGUGCUUCUACUUGCGCUACCAGAACAGCUAUGAUGUCCACACGUAUGGCUCUCAAUGCUGGUAACAAGUUUGUAAGUACAUAUACAGUCAGUAAAUCAGAAACUGCUAACUUGGUUCGCAGCGCUUACAAUGCUGCACCUACCCGUGUUUUUGUUUUCGGUCGUCGUACUAUGGCUACUGAUGCCGGAGGAAAAUUCAGUCGUGGUAAGCCUCACGUCAAUAUUGGUACUAUUGGCCACGUCGAUCACGGUAAGACCACCUUAACUGCCGCUAUCACCAAGUGCUUGGCUGCCAAGGGUAGUGCACAAUUUAUGGAUUACAACCAAAUUGAUAAAGCACCCGAAGAGAAGGCUCGUGGUAUCACUAUUUCUACGGCACACGUCGAAUAUGAAACUCCUAACCGUCAUUAUGCCCAUGUUGAUUGUCCUGGUCACGCAGAUUAUAUUAAGAACAUGAUUACAGGUGCUGCUCAGAUGGAUGGCGCUAUUAUCGUUGUUUCGGCUACUGAUGGUCAAAUGCCUCAAACUCGUGAACAUUUGUUGUUGGCGCGUCAAGUCGGUGUCCAAAAUUUGGUUGUCUUUGUCAACAAGGUUGACCAAGUUGAUGACCCUGAGAUGCUUGAACUUGUCGAAAUGGAGAUGCGCGAUCUUCUUUCAGAAUACGGCUUCGAUGGUGAAAAUACUCCUAUCAUCAAGGGUUCCGCUCUGGCCGCUCUCGAGGGCCGUGAUGAAGAGAUAGGUGAAAAGGCUAUUAAUGAAUUGAUGGCUGCUGUUGACGAGCAUAUCCCUACACCUGUUCGUGAUUUAGAUAAGCCAUUCUUGAUGCCUAUUGAAGAUGUCUUCUCCAUUUCCGGUCGUGGUACCGUUGCCACAGGUCGUGUUGAACGUGGUACAGUACAAAAGGGUCAAGAUGUCGAAAUUGUUGGUAUGGGCCCUACCAUCAAAACUACUUUGACUGGUAUUGAAAUGUUCAGAAAGGAAUUAGACCGUGGUGAAGCUGGUGAUAAUAUGGGUGCUCUUUUGCGUGGUAUUAAGCGUGAGCAAAUUCGUCGUGGCCAAGUCAUGUGCGCUCCUGGCACUGUUAAAUCUCACAAAAAGUUCAUGUCUCAAAUCUAUAUUUUGACCAAAGAGGAAGGAGGUCGACACACUCCUUUCGUCAAUAACUACCGCCCUCAAAUGUUUGUUCGUACAACUGAUGUCACCGUCAGCCUUACACAUCCUGAAGGUACCGAAAAUCCUGAUGAAAAACUCGUCAUGCCCGGUGAUAAUGUAGAAAUGCAGUGUGAAUUGACUCAUGAUGUUGCCCUUGAGGAAGGUCAACGUUUCACCAUCCGUGAAGGUGGUAAGACUGUCGGUACUGGUGUCGUUACGAAGGUCAUUGAAUAA
Mycotypha africana is the source of this 1452-nucleotide messenger RNA. RefSeq names its product elongation factor Tu. Gene Ontology annotation, biological process: mitochondrial translational elongation. The transcript has 5 exons. Gene Ontology annotation, molecular function: GTP binding; GTPase activity; translation elongation factor activity. Bases 1 to 1452 code for a protein of 483 amino acids. NCBI's taxonomy places the organism in Eukaryota, Fungi, Mucoromycota, Mucoromycetes, Mucorales, Mycotyphaceae. Gene Ontology annotation, cellular component: mitochondrion. The record is from RefSeq and is a predicted model, not a curated record.